This is a messenger RNA of Microcebus murinus (gray mouse lemur), 3389 nucleotides long. RefSeq names its product 6-phosphofructo-2-kinase/fructose-2,6-biphosphatase 3 (gene PFKFB3). Gene Ontology annotation, cellular component: cytosol. The record is from RefSeq and is a predicted model, not a curated record. Gene Ontology annotation, molecular function: fructose-2,6-bisphosphate 2-phosphatase activity; 6-phosphofructo-2-kinase activity; ATP binding. NCBI's taxonomy places the organism in Eukaryota, Metazoa, Chordata, Mammalia, Primates, Cheirogaleidae. Gene Ontology annotation, biological process: fructose 2,6-bisphosphate metabolic process; fructose metabolic process.
GCGCCGGGCCGCGCUUCCUGCCUCGCCGCGGGUCCUCCUCCUCGCCGUGACGCGCCAGCCUCUGACCAAAUAAGUCCCUUUCUCCUCCCUCGCCCGCCGCGCCACCCGCAGGCGCCCCGAGCCCGGGGCUGCCGCCUGCACGUCGCCCUGCCUGGGAGUGUCGGGCCGGCCCCGCGGGGCUGCCCCCGGCAAGAUGCCCUUCAGGAAAGCCUGUGGGCCGAAGCUGACCAACUCCCCCACGGUGAUCGUCAUGGUGGGGCUGCCCGCCCGCGGCAAGACCUACAUCUCGAAGAAGCUGACCCGCUACCUCAACUGGAUCGGCGUCCCCACAAAGGUGUUCAACGUGGGCGAGUACCGACGGGAGGCCGUGCGGCAGUACAGCUCCUACGACUUCUUCCGCCCCGACAACGAAGAGGCCAUGAAAGUCCGAAAGCAGUGUGCCUUAGCCGCCUUGAGAGAUGUCAAGAGCUACCUGGCAAAGGAAGGGGGGCAAAUCGCGGUUUUCGACGCCACCAAUACUACUCGAGAGAGGAGACACAUGAUCCUUCACUUCGCCAAAGAGAACGACUUCAAGGCCUUUUUCAUCGAGUCUGUGUGUGACGAUCCCACGGUUGUGGCCUCCAAUAUCAUGGAAGUUAAAAUCUCCAGCCCGGAUUACAAAGACUGCAACUCGGCAGAAGCCAUGGACGACUUCAUGAGGAGGAUCGGCUGCUACGAGGCCAGCUACCAGCCGCUGGACCCCGACAAGUGGGACAGGGACCUGUCGCUGAUCAAGGUGAUCGACGUGGGCCGGCGCUUCCUGGUGAACAGGGUGCAGGACCACAUCCAGAGCCGCAUCGUGUACUACCUGAUGAACAUCCACGUGCAGCCGCGCACCAUCUACCUGUGCCGGCACGGCGAGAACGAGCACAACCUGCAGGGCCGGAUCGGCGGCGACUCGGGCCUGUCCAGCAGGGGCAAGAAGUUUGCCAGCGCCCUGAGCCAGUUUGUGGAGGAGCAGAACCUGAAGGGCCUGCGGGUGUGGACCAGCCAGCUGAAGAGCACCAUCCAGACGGCCGAGGCGCUGAGGCUGCCCUACGAGCAGUGGAAGGCGCUCAACGAGAUUGACGCCGGCGUCUGCGAGGAGCUGACCUACGAGGAGAUCAGGGCCACCUACCCCGAGGAGUACGCGCUGCGUGAGCAGGACAAGUACUACUACCGCUACCCCACCGGGGAGUCCUACCAGGACCUGGUGCAACGCCUGGAGCCCGUGAUCAUGGAGCUGGAGCGGCAGGAGAACGUGCUGGUCAUCUGCCACCAGGCCGUGCUGCGUUGCCUGCUGGCCUACUUCCUGGACAAGAGCGCAGAGGAGAUGCCCUACCUGAAGUGCCCCCUUCACACGGUCCUGAAGCUGACGCCCGUCGCUUACGGUUGCCGCGUGGAGUCCAUCUACCUGAACGUGGAGUCCGUCAGCACCCACCGGGAGCGGUCGGAGGAUGCAAAGAAGGGACCUAACCCGCUCAUGAGGCGCAACAGUGUCACCCCGCUAGCCAGCCCCGAGCCCACCAAAAAGCCGCGCAUCAACAGCUUCGAGGAGCACGUGGCCUCCACCUCGGCCGCCCUGCCCAGCUGCCUGCCCCCCGAGGUGCCCACGCCGCUGCCCGGACAACCAUUGCUAGGGCAGGCCUGCCUACGAACUGUCUGUCACAUUUUCUCAAAGUUUUCUCCCUACUGACCCUGCGAAGAACGUGAAGGGCCCCCGGAGCGGCGCUGACCCCUCCCGGACACACUGAAGCGGACACGCCGCCACUGUUCCAUCUCCAUGUCUGCCGCUUAGCUCGCGCCCUCCCGGCUACCCCAAGGCCGAACGAAGCCCGGGACCUGCGGAACGGAGGAGGGGCGGUGGGGCCCUGUGCCCGGCGUGGGCCUGCCGAGACCCCGGACAGCCACACGGGGCCCUGGCUCCUUGCCUCGAGCCGCCGCAGGCCCCUCUGCUCUGUUGGCCCCCCAGGGCGGGGUCUAGCCCUGGAGACCCUCCCAGAUGCCCGGGAAGACUCUGAGCCGAGCAGGGGCCCCGUCUGCUGUGCUGUCUCAUCUGUGUGAUCCCGGACCACCGAGGUCGGAGCGGGAGGCGACAUUGGCUGCAGGAUCCCGAAACGGAAAGAGGCCGGAUCGUAGCCAGGGAAGGGCAAGGCGCGUCUAAGAGCUUUCACGGGGCCUGGGAAGAUGCCUCGUGUGGAGCAGACCUGGACGGCUGCAGGACCGGGGCAUCUCUUCUGCAAGACGUCCCUGUACCGAGACUCCCCCGGAGGCUGAACGGACACGCACGCCCCUUCCCGGCCUGUUUCUGCCUCUGAAGGAGACGUUUUCGAGGCCGCGCUGGCCUCGUGGGUGGAAGGAAGCUGCUUUGUUGAAAUGCAGGAGCCGGGGCCUCCCUGCCUCCCUCUGCCAGGGAGCCGCAGGGUCUGCUCUCUUCUCCCCGGGCGUGGAGGUGCCCGAGACUCUCGCUGUCCGGGAGCGGCUUGCGUUCACACUUUGUCACGGCAGGAUAGCGCUGGGGUGUCAUCCAGCCCCGGAGGCUCGGAGCCUCUGAGUGCCCACGUGUUGGGGACGAUCGGAGAGCUCGGAUCCUCGGGUCCUUGCAAGACGGCAGCGAGGAGAAUGCCCGGCUUCCCUCCCUUGGGACUGGCUCUGUCCCCCCAGUGUUCCUGGUGGGGACAAUCUUCCCAGGCAAGGCCUUGUCCCCGGGGCUGUCUGGGGUGAGCCUGGCACCCCGGGGAGGUCACAUUGGCCUGGCUUUCGCCUGCACAGCAUCUGUGUGACACUUUUGCGGCGGCCGAAAGCAGAGCUUACCGGACGUGCGUCCUGAUCACCUGUCUUUUCUGCCUGUUGGUUUCUCCUCGUGGCCUGGAGCCCCGGGGCAGGAGGAGGGGGGGUGCCUUGUGCCCGGAGGAAACAGUUUGGAAACUCACGGUAGAGUUUGUCCAAAUGACCCUUUUUCAGGAUGUCUCAACGCUGGUGCCAAAGGUCACUUUCCUUUCCUGCCUUCUGCCGGGGAGCCCCAGACCCUUCUUCCCGCUCAGGGAGGGGACGGGUCCUGGGCGGGUUGGGGAGCUUAGAGAGGACUCGUUUCCCUGGUUGGGAUGAGGUAGGAGACGGGGCCGCGCUUCGUACGUUCGGGGUUUCCAUGGGAACCACUGGAGUCCUCCCUGUCCACCCCGACUCAUUGGCAGCCUGCCCGGGAGGACUCAUGUGCCUCUGUCCCCUCCCGCCAUGUCCAUGCAUCGCCAGGUGGCGUGCAUGGCCGGUGCCUGCACAGGUGUGCGUAGAUUGGUCCUACCGUGUUUCCCUGAAAAUAAGACCUACCCAUAAAAUGAGCCCUAGCAGGAUUUCUAAGCAUGUGCGCAAUA